Messenger RNA from Aspergillus ibericus CBS 121593, 2383 nucleotides. RefSeq lists its product as uncharacterized. The record is from RefSeq and is a predicted model, not a curated record. Gene Ontology annotation, biological process: cytochrome c-heme linkage. Bases 221 to 1990 code for a protein of 589 amino acids. The transcript is spliced from 6 exons. NCBI's taxonomy places the organism in Eukaryota, Fungi, Ascomycota, Eurotiomycetes, Eurotiales, Aspergillaceae. Gene Ontology annotation, cellular component: mitochondrion. Gene Ontology annotation, molecular function: holocytochrome-c synthase activity.
CCCCCCCCCUCCCAUCAUCGUGAGACGGCGUUUGCUUUGCGAUCUGCUUCCGUCUAUUUACCCCUUUCCCUUUGAAACUUGUCUCAAGCACUUGGUCUGCUUUUAGAGCCAGCAUCGUUGCCCCCCGUCUUUUGCUGUUUUCCUUCCUUCGCCCUCUGUUCUUCCCCCCUCCGUCUGUCGGCUGCAAAGCCUACUGCAACAGCCCGAACGGACUAUAAGGAUGGCGACCAAAGCGGCUUUCAAGCGCCUUACUCGCGAGUACCAGAACAUCCAGAAGAACCCCCCGCCCUACAUUGUGGCACAUCCCUCCGAGUCCAACAUUCUCGAAUGGCAUUACAUCCUGACUGGUCCCCCGGGUACACCGUACGAGAAUGGUCAGUACUGGGGCACCCUGAUGUUCCCUCCCGAAUACCCGUUCGCCCCCCCAGCAAUCCGCAUGCACACUCCCAGCGGUCGCUUCCAACCAUCAACCCGCCUGUGCCUCAGUAUCAGUGAUUUUCACCCAAAGUCCUUCAAUCCCGCAUGGGAGGUAUCUACCAUUCUCAUAGGAUUACUCUCCUUCAUGACAAGCGAGGAGAUGACCACCGGGAGUGUGAGUGCGUCGGAGGCCGAACGAAGAGUGCUGGCAGCGCGAUCUAGGUGGUGGAAUUCCACCGGAGGAGGCUCUCAUAUCAGCGCAACUCCGGGCGUGACUCCCACAGCCAAGGGUAUCAAUAAUGUUAAGGCUGGAGACGGAGGUCUGAAGUUUCGCGCCGAGUGGCCAGAGCUUGACCAAGAGAAUUGGAGAUGGAUGAAGGACAGUCGCAUCGACACGAAUACCGGCCAGCUCAUGCCUGAUCCUAGCCUUGCGACUAGGUGCUCUCCAGAGACGAGUGCGCUUCGCCGGCGACCGAACGGCAGCGCUCCCGGACUCGGUGCCGUGAUGGAGGGCGGUCAUGUCGCCCGAGAAGCAGGCCAGAGCUGGGUCCGACGCAACAAAAUCUGGCUUGGCUUCGCGAUCCUAUUCGGAUAUGCGCUUUUGACCAGGCUGCCGACGCCCGCGGCUCCGAACUCUUUGGCAUCCUCGAAUGCCUCUCCUCCGCCAGGAUGUCCUAUGCACGCAUCUAAUAAUGUCCCUACUUCGCCAAACCAAACCGCCUCCGAGAGUUCAAGUGCCUGUCCCGUCCGAUCCACCGACUCCCCGUUCUAUGUGCCUCCGAAGUCCAAGUCCCCAGAGUCGCAACCUCCCUCAAACACCGAACCGCGCUCCGCACUCUCUAAGUUGAACCCUCUUAACUACAUGUUCACCUCGAUCUCCCAGGAAAGAGCGCCUAACCAGACAGUGGAUCUCCCCGUGGAACGAGAAGUUUCGUCCAUACCCAGAUCCGACAUGGAUGAGAACUGGGAAUAUCCUUCUCCCCAGCAGAUGUAUAACGCCAUGCUGCGCAAGGGCUAUACCGAUACUCCGCAGGACGCCGUCGAAGCAAUGGUUGCUGUGCACAAUUUCUUGAAUGAGGGCGCUUGGGACGAGAUUGUUCGGUGGGAGCGCAUAUUUUCCAGAGGUCUGGCGCAAGGUUGGGACAAGUGCCGUCGCGGAGAGGAGAACAUUGUGAUGGAUGAACUUAGGGAGGAGUUGGCUGGUUCCGCCAAGCAGGAUGUUCCACCUCCACGACUCAUCCGAUUCAAGGGUCGUCCGCAGGAGCUCACACCCAAGGCACGGAUCCUCCAGGCUCUGGGCUGGGUAUAUCCAUCAAAGUUUGAAACAAACCCGCCUUUCGAUAGACAUGAUUGGUUCGUAAUGCGGCAGACGCCGUCAGGUCAGAAAGAGGUUCGUUAUGUUAUCGACUAUUAUUCUGGACCUCCCGAGCCAACCGGGGAACCUGUGUUCUACCUGGACAUCAGACCCGCUUUGGAUACGCCAACUGCUGCCGUUGAGCGGCUAAUGAGAUGGGGAGGAGAUGUCUGGUGGCGCGCCAGCGGCGCCUCCGCGCGGGAAAACAAUGGUAGCUGAUUAUUAUAUCGCAUGGCCGCGAUUUUCUUUGUCGACACUGUUCAGCAAUAUACACUCUGGGAAGGCGCGGGCGUCUGGUAGGUUCUCCUUUCUAUGGAACUGUCCUGCUUUAUUCAUGUUCUUGUUUGUUCGGAUCGCUUUGGUUGCGCCUGCUCUCCCUUCCAACUAUGUCAUGCUUAUGGUCAUGUGAAUCUGGAGUAUUACGGCGGCAAUUUGUCAAAUAAAUGACGAAAGAGGUUCUUGGUUUGUUUUUUAAUCUUGGGUUCUCUCUACUCCAUUCUUCCGCCCCAUCUCGGGGGAUCUGCCUUAAUGCAGCAAUCUUGAUAUGUAAUAUAGGAUCCUGUACUGCCAUCGCAACAUGGGCUAUGAACAAGAUAAACUCGUGCUUACUCU